AUGGAUCAAUAUGGUCCUCUUCUUUCACAAGUCCUCGUUCAAGGCUCCCUUGCGGUUAUGAAUUUGAUUACUAAAGUUGCCUUCCAACAAGGCAUGAGUAGUUACAUAUUUGUGACCUAUAGACAGGCCUUUGCCACUUUGGCCAUUGCUCCUUUCGCUUAUUUCUUGGAUAGGGUUCCACUGUGUCAGAUACCCUACUUCAUCGGGAUUGACUACACUUCCUCCACUUUUGCUUCUGUAAUGAGUAAUCUUAUACCCGUGAUCACAUUUAUCUUGGCCUUCUUGCUUAGAAUGGAGAAGGUAAAUAUAAGGACCUUAAGGGGCUCGGCUAAGGUUUUUGGGACCAUCACAUGCGUUGGAGGUGCUAUGGUCAUCAGAUUUGUUAAGGCCCAUUCUUUGGAGUUCUUUAAACACAUCAGAGCACCAAAAACUCUGUCCAAUAUCUUGCGCAUCAAUCCCUCUGUUCAUUCACCUGAUAACUGGACUUUGGGCCCAAUUUUGCUAAUCUUGAGUGUCACUGCUUAUGCAUCUUGGAUAAUUUACCAUACAUGGGCUUUCGAGGAUUAUCCAGCUCCGUUGUCAUUGACUGCAAUGAUUUUGUUCAUCGGCACAAUUCAGGCAGGCCUGGUUGCGAUCAUCUUUGAUAGAUCGGAUGCUUGGAAGCUACAACUCAACUUCAACCUCUUCACUUAUGCUUACAGUGGUAUCAUGUGUUCCGCUCUAGCAUUCUUCAUUCAAAGCUGGUGCAUCGAGAAGAAAGGCCCCGUCUUUACAUCUGCAUUUACCCCUUUAUGCACAGUAACCGUCGCUUUUCUUGAGCCCAUCAUACGUCAUGUGAACAUUUAUGUCGGGACUUUAGUAGGGAUGAUUAUGGUGUUGUGUGGGCUUUAUUCAGUAUUGUGGGGCAUGGGAAAGGACAGAAAGUCUAGCUCAAAGAUAUUGCCUAUCCAGAAUGAAGAGGACUUCAUGGAUGAAGAUGAAAGAGUGUUACAAGAGGAGGAUAUCUUGGAUGGAGAUGAGAAAGAGAGGGAAGAUGGCAUGAUUCAGGUGAUGGUAAUGGAAAACCCAAAGUGGAAUGACUGGUUUCUUGGUGCAGAAGUACUUGUUUUGGAGGAUUAGGAAAAGAGGUUCACACCAAACCCAAUUGAGGUCAACUGCUCUGUCAUGCAUUGAUUCUCUUGCUAUAGCCCCUUUUUGAGCUAGUUAUCAACCCAGAUUUUCGACAAAGGCAACGAAGUGGCAGAUUGAUAACUGACUAUAGGUGCUCCAGUUAUAAUUACUAGGAUUUUCCCUCCAGUUCAGCUACCUUGGGGCCAUUGUGGA
Molecule: messenger RNA, 1323 nt
Organism: Amborella trichopoda
Lineage: Eukaryota; Viridiplantae; Streptophyta; Magnoliopsida; Amborellales; Amborellaceae
Product: WAT1-related protein At4g08300
Cellular component (GO): membrane
Molecular function (GO): transmembrane transporter activity
Source: RefSeq, a predicted model, not a curated record